This is a messenger RNA of Penicillium nucicola, 1080 nucleotides long. Its product is annotated as flavin monoamine oxidase family protein. Gene Ontology annotation, biological process: amino acid catabolic process. Gene Ontology annotation, molecular function: L-amino-acid oxidase activity; polyamine oxidase activity. Bases 1 to 1080 code for a protein of 359 amino acids. The transcript has 2 exons. The record is from RefSeq and is a predicted model, not a curated record. Lineage: Eukaryota; Fungi; Ascomycota; Eurotiomycetes; Eurotiales; Aspergillaceae.
AUGGAGACCGUACUGAGUGCGUCAGGUUUAUAUGAUCAGUCAUUAUCUGAAUCUGUUUUGGAUUACAUGGACUUUGAGUACCCUACUACAUCUGGCAGAAGCGUGGAGUGGUAUCGCGUCUCAGGAGGAACAUCCCGCGUUAUUGAGAAGAUGGAAGCCAUCCUGUCUAGAAAGCCUAGCUUAGGAUCCCGUGUUACAUCCAUCGAAUACCAGACGGCAGACUCCCACUAUCCGAUGUCCGUGCAGGUCGAAGGGGAGACACAAUCCAGAGAAUACUCUGCCGUCUUCAGUACGGCCAGUCUGCCUUGUAUUCGUCGCAUAGCUGUGGGACAAGGAAUAUUGAGUCCAGGUCAGAGAACCGCGAUUCAGAAUGUUCAUUAUGAUGCCUCGACCAAGAUUGCGGUCAAGUUCAAAACAGCAUGGUGGACGAAAUACUGUCAAAUCCGGGGUGGUCAGGCAUCGACCGACCUCCCCAUUCGGACCUGUGUGUAUCCUUCGUCCGGGACAAAUACAGAAGAUGUCUCCACAGUUCUGUUGUGCUCGUAUACAUGGGGACAGGAUGCCCAGCAAAUAGCAUCAUUGACAGGACAGGACUCAGAUGGAGCGAGAAAGAAGGAACUCGAGCAUAUUGUGCACCAUAAUCUCGCUCUCCUACACCAAAGCCACACCGAUUCCUUUUCCUCUCGACCAUACGGAUAUCGCAGAAUGUUGAAAAUUAUCCAGAAUGAGUACGUCUGUCUUCACGCUUACAACUGGUAUGAUGAUCCUUCCGCCUCGGGGGCAUUCGCCUAUUUCGGGCCUGGGCAAUUCCGGCAUUUUUACCCCGAGCUCGUCAGCCCAGCCGCCGAUGGCCACAUGUUUCUAGUUGGGGAGGCAUGCAGCGCCCAUCACGCCUGGAUCUCGGGAUCGCUCGACAGUGCCUACCGGGGACUGAUGCAGUACUUCUACAAGCUCAUUAUUGAAGGGCGAGUGGGCCGCGGGGUGUUAGAUAAAUUGAAAGAGGCAUGGGGACCGCUGGAUGAGAUGUCUGAAGAGAUGCUAGAGUGGCAGGCUAUUCUAGCACACCUGGCCAGAAGGUAG